Messenger RNA from Caenorhabditis bovis, 711 nucleotides. The record is from the annotation of a GenBank genome assembly. Lineage: Eukaryota; Metazoa; Nematoda; Chromadorea; Rhabditida; Rhabditidae.
AUGUAUCCACUGGUUCUGGAGUGGCGAAAAAUAGCCGCCCGUUAUCCGGAGUUUGAAGUGUUCUCAUAUACUGAACGAAACAAUUUUGCCGACCAGACAAACGAUAUGGUUGAAAAUAUUUGGCAAACUGUGCUUUCUGAAGUUAUCUGCAUGGGCAUCUCGUUUAUUGUAUUCGUCCCUGACAUGGUCUCCAUUUUCGCUGCCGUCUUCUCCUUGCUAUCGGUCAAUAUGGGGGUGUUUGGAUUUCUCUCUUUAUGGGGCGUCGGAAUGGAUCCCGUCUCGACUGCGUCUCUUCUAAUGUCCAUCGGAUUUUCUGUAGAUAUUGGUGCCCAUAUCAGCUAUCACUAUUAUCAGUCAGAAAAGGCGACCCCAUACGAGAAAUUGGAGCAGGUCUUUUUGCAUAUCGGCUGGCCGACAAUGCAAGGCGGCUUGUCGACAAUGAUUGCAAUGCUGCCAAUCCUCCUAUGCCCUUCAUAUUUGGGAAUGGUGUUCCUCAAGACCGUCAUUCUUGUUUCAACUUUCGGCCUAUUGCACGGACUUGUCGUUCUUCCAGUAUUCCUCUCAUUGUUCUCCGAUGUCGCUUCAAAAUGUCGAAGGGAUAAAAUCAAAGAUACCUCAAGAACGGUGUCGACAGAAAGCGUCAAAAUUUCGCCGUCGCCAUCAAUUAAUGGAAUUCUGCCACACAAAAUCUCCAUCGGAUAUUCGACAUAG